Messenger RNA from Notechis scutatus (mainland tiger snake), 444 nucleotides. It is a transcript of the gene SNRPG, whose product is annotated as small nuclear ribonucleoprotein polypeptide G. Lineage: Eukaryota; Metazoa; Chordata; Lepidosauria; Squamata; Elapidae. Gene Ontology annotation, molecular function: RNA binding. The record is from RefSeq and is a predicted model, not a curated record. Gene Ontology annotation, biological process: mRNA splicing, via spliceosome; spliceosomal snRNP assembly. Gene Ontology annotation, cellular component: U5 snRNP; U2 snRNP; spliceosomal tri-snRNP complex.
CGCCCGAGCCGCCUGGUGAUUGGGCAGAUAGGUGCGCGCCGUGGUGACGUUCCAACGCAGCAGAGGCGACCGGCAGACGCUUCGCGAGGCGGUCGGCUUGGAAGAGGCAGGAUGAGCAAAGCGCACCCGCCGGAGCUGAAGAAGUUUAUGGACAAGAAGCUAUCAUUAAAACUAAACGGAGGUCGGCAUGUUCAAGGGAUAUUAAGAGGUUUUGAUCCAUUCAUGAAUUUGGUGAUAGAUGAGUGUGUGGAAAUGGCACCUGGUGGACAACAGAACAACAUAGGGAUGGUGGUAAUACGAGGAAACAGCAUUAUUAUGCUGGAAGCCCUGGAACGAGUAUAAAAAAUGAAGUACUGGCUGUUACUGCAGUGUGGGCAAUUUAUUGUUAGUUCUACAGAAUCAUUCCAUGUUUACAUUUUUUUUAAAUAAAUUCUGAAAAGUUGG